AUGGACGAAGUCCAAUGGCCGCUGUUGCUGCUCUUUUCGUUGCUCAUCUUACUGGCUCUGUUCGGUAACCUGCUGGUUUGCGCCGCCAUCCUGUGGGACCGGCCACUGAGGCGGCAGCCGGAGAACCUUUUUCUCGUCUCCCUCGCCGUCUCCGAUCUGCUUGUAUCUGUUCUGGUACGUUUUUUACUCCGGUCAUUCUGAGUCGGUGAACACAUGAAAAUGAAAAAAAAAAACUUUUGUAUCGGUCUGCCAACUUUCAAACCUAAGCCAGAUGAUUCGGAAUUGUCAAGUUUCCGAUAAAAAGAAGUUGAGAGCUAUACUUUGAAUAGCAUUUGAUUUUUUUCGGAAAUAAGAAAUUUAGAAAAAAAUAUAAUUUUUUUUAAAUUUAUUUUUUUCUAUUUCGGAAUCACACUUUCUUUAAAAUUGACCCUUUUUGACUAAAAAUUUCUAUAAAAAAAUUGUGUAAGGUGGGAUUCUGUCCGAAUUUUAUUUUCAGUCGUGGGUUAGGGGGAAAAACAAAGCAUUAAAUUUUACUUGGUACAUCCGGUAUAAAAAUUUUUUCUCAAAAACCGUUUUGAAAAGACUUUUAUUUCGUUCAAAUAACCAUCGCUAUCUCUUUCAAAAAAAUUUCGAAGCUCCGAAACGCCAUUCAAAAAAAAGCCAUUUUACAAAAUUCUCACAUUAUCUCUGCUUCAUUUCUAACCAGAAAAAAAAACGUAAAUCAAAUAACUUGAGGCUUAUUAUACUUUGAUGUCUUCGUAACAGAUCCCUUGUUUGUCAUCGACACAGAGACAUCACCAAACUUGUUGUGCUUUGAGACGUCUUACUCGAUUUCGCGUGUUCAGAGGACACAUUUUGAUACGAAAACAUUUUUUGGAAGCACUUGAGACGAUUUGAGUUUUUAAUAAAUUUGAUUUGACUUCGGCCGUUCCGUUUUAAGAUUGCGUUUUAGUUGUUUUCGCCUAAACCCAAAGCCACUUUUUGUUGUUGUCGUCAGCGUUUCGACUAAAAUAAUUUCCAAAUCUUUCUUUCGGGAAGUUGCUUCUUGGACGACUUUAUUCUAGUCUAGCCAAUUUUUCAAACGAACCAAAGGACGAAUAACAUAAGAGGACACUCCUCACGAAAAAUUAUGAAAAAUUCUAGUGGAUAUUGUUAUUACACCUCCUACGAUUAUGAAAAAGUUACCUUUUAUUUUGUCCAGAACAUUGUGAGAGCGCUCUUAUUUCUGUUAGGAGAGGAUACUCAAGAAAAACAGAUAAAUUUUUCUCGGUUGACGGCAGUGUUCCGGUCAGUGGAAAAAAAAGGCUCCGAAGAAGUAUUCCCGGGCUGGAAUCUAAUUUGGCACAUUGUCGUGCAAAGGCAUUACCGCCGGUUCAUCGCAGCCGCACAGGGGUUUUUCGAAUUUUCAUUGCUCCUUUUCGGACUCCAACUGGGACGGCCGCUUGAUUAAAUUGUUCGUUGUCUCCUCGAUCGUGCUCUGUCGACGGCGCCUGGGUGUCUGCUAAAAGAAGAACUGAAACUCGCGGGCACAAAAAUGUGGUCAAAUUUAGAAAAUUGAAAAAAGCUUUUAUAAACAUACGCUUGUCUAGCUUGUGAAAAAAGAAAAUCGAGGUGAUCGAAAAUUUUAAAUUUCCCAAUUCGACACAUUCCGAGUUUCGAGAAAAAAAAAAACAAUCAAGCAAAGUAUUUUCAUUCUCGGAGCUUUUCAAAAAGUUCACUUUAAGCUCAAAUGUAUGCAUGAAAUGUUUUUUGGGACAUGUGCAUUCGCGACGAAUUGCAUUUCCAGUGAUUCUCCAGGGUUCUCAAGUGCGAAAGAACGAGAAGCUCAACAAUUGCCGUUUUGUAGCCGUAAUCAAAUUUCGUCAGGAAUCUGCCUUCACGCCUCACUUUCGAUGGGAAUGUCAAAAAGCCCACCCAGAAGGCGUUACUCAGAAAUCAAUGAGAAUAUGGGUGAAAAGAUGAAUUCGGGGGAGAAAUUCAAAACAUUUACUAAAUGAGCAUUCAACAAUGAGUUCCGCUGUUUAGGUGUCUCUAUCUCUCUCAGACAUAUUAGCAAGAACUUCCUUGUGCUAGCAGUAGAAGAUUGGAUAUCCUGCUCACCUGAAAACUCUCGUAACAGUUGACUGAAAGCUUCAGAGGGAGAAAAGUUUAGUGAAGGUUCUGCUUUCUCCUCAUUAAAACCCGAAAUAAUCAUUUAUAUCGACCUUUUUUUUCUUAUAGAAGUGGAUUGGGUGAUUUUUGUAAACUGUUUUUCUAUUUUAAAUUUGGAAAGAAUACUGCAGACUUCCGUGUUUCCUUCGUUUUCUCAAGUAGGCGCAGAACUUCUUAACUGAAAAUGAAACUGAAAAUUUCUCAUUUUUCCGUAAAAAGUCGAUAGGUUUUUCCGCCGAUUCAACUUCUGACAAAUGUAUUGAAAACUUAAAUGAAAAAAAGAAAAAAAAUUUAUAAUUAAUCUGAUUCUCCUAUAGGUGAUGAUGUGCGCUGCGGCAAGCGAUUUGCUGGGAUACUGGCCCUUCGGACAGAUUUAUUGUCAGUUCUGGGUCAGCUUCGACAUCACCUGCUGCACGGCGUCUAUUUUGAAUCUAUGUGCCAUUUCUUUAGACAGGUAUUGGCACAUCAGUCGACCUAUGGUCUACGUCAGGUUUCUCUCUUUUCAAGUUCCAAUAAAUAAUUUUCUUCAGAUACUGUAACCGUCGCCGUAUUUACUAUGCAAUCGUUGUUGUGUGGCUUGUUUCUGCCGCCAUUGGCGCCGCACCUCUGGGCUUUGGUUUCGGCUCCAAAGUCACCAUACAUAAGUGAGUAACUUCAGGAGACCAACUUUGGUCCUUUGCCGCUUGAAAUUCAUCAAAUAAUGUUGUGCAAUCCAUCUCGAGAUGUAUGAACUGUUGUUCUCAAUUUUAUUUUGGCGAAAACCACUUGAAAACUUAAUUUAGGCGUUUUCAUUAAACAAAUAACCCAAAAAAACUUCGAAAACAUCAAGGAGAGUUUUGAACUUUCAAAAAACUUCUAUAUUUCUUAAUUAUGCCCUGAGGCUAAGUAUGUUCCUUUUUAUUCAGAAAUUCGCGAUACGAAAAUGAUGAUUGCAGUUUGAAUCUAUUUUUGCAUCCAAGAAGACUAUAGAAUAAAAAAAGGGGAAUUUAUGGGAACCUUUUUUACAGUGAAACCAAAAUGGCAAGAUGCGAAAUGAGACUUCCGAUGCUCUACGCCAUUUCGAGUUCGUUGCUCUCGUUCUUCGUGCCCGCUGCAGUUAUGGUUCUACUGUACACAAAACUGUACUUGUAUGCUCGGAAACACGUGCGGAGCAUCAAAACGCAGCUCCAGCAAGCGACUUCCUUCUUGAUCAUGCAGCUGGCGUCCGAAAAAAUCCGCGAGGUUGGCCAAGUUUGACAGGCGUGGGCUUUUUUUGAGUUGAUUCACAUUCGCUUUCACCCUAACCAAAAAUCUGCUUACACUGAAUCUAACAGCUUUUGGAAGCCUUUGAGUUGCACACUGACCAACCUCCCUUGCCAGCGAGUGAUUUAUAAUGUUCUGACGAGAGCUUCUAGAGAUUAGCUCCCCCGCAAGAAAAGUUUGGAGAGAAAUCCCGCAUGAGUAGCAUGGCCGUACCACCGUGCUUGACAGGUAACUGCCGCAACUCUAAAGGGCGAGGCGUUGCUGCCGCCGUCGUCGACGCCAGUUCGAUCUGCCCGUCGGAGUCCCAAACCGCCUUCCAAGACCGUCGAACACCACUACGAGCUGCCUGAGUCGCCGGUUUCACACUACUACAAGGUUCAUUCAGUGAGUUGCACUCCGGUGACAACGGUGUUGAAAUUUUAUGAAGGGUAGACAGCCUAGCCAGAACCAUCAGGGAAAAAUUCAGCAUUUUCUCUUCUUCGCAGAAAAAAAUGCUACGACCAAUUUUUUUCUGAAUCUUAUUUCUUCAGAACAGUAAAAAAACUGUAGCGCUUUUUUUCUGAGCAGAAUCAUAUCAAAAAAAGUUUUCUCUUACUCAUCAUAAGAAUAUCAAAAAAAAAAACUCUCAAGAUCGAUAGAACGUCUUUCUCAAAUUCUAAUCAAUCAUGGCAUAAUUUGAAGGCUAGUAAGUCAAAAAGCUGUUUGGAUAAUUUAUUUCAAUUUUUUCAAACAUCUUUUAACUAUAAUUUUUCAAAACUAGCCCAUAAUUUCUCAUUCUCAUCAUUUGAAACAAAGAAAAAAUUUCACUGAAGAGAGCCCGGAGUUUUCGAGUGGCCUUGUUGUUGAGUAAAGAUGUCGUGCGCCACCCCUAAACAGAGCACUUUUUCAGACACGAUUUGAAACAACCACGGUUUUCUGGUAUAGGAGAAGUUAACAAAACUUUCCCUUUUCCGCGACUUCUCAUAACACUAACCAUUUCAAUGCUCACAGCCCGAGAUAACAAAACGAACGAGAUUUAAUCGAAUAAUUAAAAAUUAACAAGUUUGAUGGCUCUCGCGAGAAAAAAUAACGCUACAAAAUAACGCUUAUAUAUGCUGUGCUUUUUGUUAUAUUGGUUUGUCGGGUGACGUUUGAUAGUGUUCUAGUGAACUGCCUUAUGAGAAAAAAAUCCAAUAAAAAGUGAAAAAAACAUUAAAGUUUAAAAAAAGGAUUGAUUGGGGUUUUUUUCAAAGUAAAAAAACUUGAAAAAAAUUUUUGACUUGAGCCAAUUUACAGUCGAGGAUUGUGGAAGUAGAGUCCCUUAAAAGAAGAAGUUCAUAAAGUUUUUCUUCAAAGCUCUACACAAAAAUUUUAACUACGAGUUCAAGUGGCAAAAAUUUUAACUACGAGUUCAAGUGGCAAAAAUUCAAAUCCGUCUCAAAAAGUUAUGAAAUACACUUUCUUUGAAGAGUAAUAACUUUAAAAUAAAGAUUAGAGGAAUUGAAUCAUUUUUUAUUGAGCUAUCAAAACGAUCCCGACAAACAUCGCAUGACCUGUCGCUCUCCGAACUUUUGGAACAUACCUUUUCAGAUGCGCUCAACGGUUCUCUCGAAGCUGCAUUUUCUGUGUCCCAACUGCAUAGCUCCAAAGACGACGAGAGAAUCUCAGCCUUCAAAUAACAAUAAUAGAAACAACGUCAGCGACCAGAAAGCCAGGUAUUUGAACUCAUGAAAAAAAAUGGACACCAUUCAUUCAGACUGACUUUGGGUGUGAUUAUGGGAACGUUUUUGGUGUGCUGGUUACCAUUCUUCCUCGUCAACAUCGCAAGAUCUUUCUCCCCCAACUCCUUCAGUCAAAACUCUAUUUUGGUAUGCCAAGCUCUGAAUGAAUACAAUUUUCAAAAUUUGCAGGCCGUUACUUGGCUCGGAUAUGCCAACUCGGCGGCAAAUCCACUCAUUUACAGUAUUUUCAAUCGUGAUUUCCGUAGAGCCUUCAAAAAGAUUAUUGUCAACAUUUUCCACUGCCGAGAAGAACAGGAUCUCAACAAGUCUAUGUGAGCCAAAAAAAAAAGGUUCAAGAAACAUAAAUCCAUGAAUUUCUUGAAGCUCUUCACGAUAUGCCGUUCCGGAAGUGGAAAGGCGCCGUUCCUGUACCAAGUCUUCUGAAUCCAACCACGAGAACAACAAUGAGCAGCCGACGCGACUUGUCGUUCUCACGACAUCUGCAGGAUCUGCCAUCACCGAAGAGUAG
Messenger RNA from Caenorhabditis auriculariae, 5622 nucleotides. NCBI's taxonomy places the organism in Eukaryota, Metazoa, Nematoda, Chromadorea, Rhabditida, Rhabditidae. The record is from the annotation of a GenBank genome assembly.